AUGCUAUCCUCCCUCUCCUCGAGCAUCGCAAAUGCUCGACAGUCGAUUGCGCAAGUGCUAAACUUUGCGCUUGUCUUAUCUACAGCUUUCAUGAUGUGGAAAGGUCUCUCAGUCUUGUCCGCAUCAAGCUCGCCAAUAGUUGUGGUUUUAUCCGGAUCAAUGGAACCGGCAUUCCAGCGUGGUGAUCUGCUAUUCUUAUGGAAUCGGAGUCCUGUGGAGAUCGGAGAAGUUGUGGUCUAUAACGUCCGUGGAAAAGAGAUUCCAAUUGUCCACAGGGUGGUUCGCAGUUUCCCGGAGGUAGAAGGACGUGCGAGCGCGAAAAAGGUGAAAGAGAUCACAGUGGAUACAACACCGAAUCGCCUGCUCCUCACUAAGGGCGAUAACAACGUGGCCGAUGAUACUGAGCUCUAUGCCCAAGAUCAGGAUCAUCUCGACCGGGCGGAGGAUGUCGUAGGCAGUGUCCGUGGCUACAUACCUAUGGUUGGCUACGUUACAAUCAUGCUCAGCGAGUACCCUUGGCUCAAGACAGUGAUGCUCGGAAUCAUGGGAUUGAUGGUAAUCCUUCAGAGGGAGUAA
This is a messenger RNA of Penicillium paradoxum, 576 nucleotides long. RefSeq names its product signal peptidase complex catalytic subunit SEC11 (gene sec11). The record is from RefSeq and is a predicted model, not a curated record. The transcript is spliced from 5 exons. Gene Ontology annotation, cellular component: membrane; signal peptidase complex. NCBI's taxonomy places the organism in Eukaryota, Fungi, Ascomycota, Eurotiomycetes, Eurotiales, Aspergillaceae. Bases 1 to 576 code for a protein of 191 amino acids. Gene Ontology annotation, molecular function: serine-type endopeptidase activity.